This is a messenger RNA of Erinaceus europaeus (western European hedgehog), 1464 nucleotides long. RefSeq names its product centromere protein A (gene CENPA). NCBI's taxonomy places the organism in Eukaryota, Metazoa, Chordata, Mammalia, Eulipotyphla, Erinaceidae. Bases 102 to 506 code for a protein of 134 amino acids. The transcript has 4 exons. The record is from RefSeq and is a predicted model, not a curated record. Gene Ontology annotation, cellular component: nucleosome. Gene Ontology annotation, molecular function: protein heterodimerization activity; structural constituent of chromatin; DNA binding.
CGCCAGGCUCCGCACUUUAAGCCGGAGGCGGCUGAACACGCUACCCGCCGGCCGCCCGGCCUCCCGGCCCGCCAGCCCCCGGGCUCGGGCCCGCGCCCGCCAUGGGCCCGCGCCGCCGCAAGCCCGAAACCCCGAGGCGCUCGGCGACCCCCCGCACCAGCACCCGGAGGGGCGUCUCCCCAGGUACCCCUGCCCGCCAAACACGUCGCCGCACAUCCCUGGUCCUGAAGGAGAUCCGGAAGCUUCAGAAGAGCACGAACCUGCUGCUGAGGAAGCUCCCCUUUAGCCGCCUGGUAAGAGAAAUAUGUGCUAAGUUCACGCGUGGUGUGGACUUCAACUGGCAGGCCCAUGCUCUGUUGGCCUUACAAGAGGCUGCAGAAGCGUUUCUGGUCCAUCUCUUCGAGGACGCCUAUCUGCUGUCCCUGCAUGCCGGCCGCGUCACCCUCUUCCCAAAGGAUGUGCAGCUGGCCAGGAGGAUCCGAGGCAUCCAGGAGGGGCUGGGCUGAGCCCGCUGCCCAGCACUCAGCAAACACACGGGGGCUGCCUCUGCGUCUCAUCUGUGGGAUUCCCUCUGGCUCUGUCUGGAGCUGGAGCUGGGGCUGUGUCCAGAGCCUGAGCCUAGGGUGCAGCUGGAGGGGCUCCCCCUGAGCAGAGCAUGUAUGUGGCUUUUGUCAUGGGGAUUUUGUGAGAAAAUUUCCAGGCUUUCCUUUGUAGCAGAGGUAAUAAGUAAUUCUUCUCGAGAAUUUUCAGAUGCCCCAAGGUUGGCUUCCAUUUAUAAAUGUUUCACAGGACUGAUUAAUGAUUGUGAAGACAUCUGAUCUGCUGAGUUGCGAGAAAAAAGGAGCUUUGCCUAUUAUCUGAACUGUUGAUGUGCCAUGUAAGCUUUACCAUCUGCACCUUUGCUUUUAUUUAAAACACAAGGGGAAAAAAAGAGGAAGAGGCCACCUCACUCCAUUGGACGGGAGAGCCACACACAGCUGGCGUGCGGAUCUGUCCUUCAGCUUUGCCUCAUCAUUGGGGACCACAAGUCCCUGUCACCUACACUUGCCCUGUGGACAGCUUUUCCAGAACUCAAUUGGAAGUUAAAGUGGAAGGUUUCUUAUGUUUUUUUUUUUUUCCUACCAAGCACUGCUCAGUUCUGGCUUGUGGUGUGGGGGAUUGAACCUGGUCCUUUGGGGCAUCCGACAUAAUCAUUAUGCCAUCUACUCCCGUCAAGACAGAUAAUCUUUAAGUUCAGUAUUUUAGCUCCUUCUAGUAAAUGCCUUCCAACCGUUCAGAAAUCCCAACUUGUGUCACAGAAUUUAACCUCGGCUUUUUUAGAAGAUGUGUCAUAAUUUAUACCUAAGAUUUUUUUCAUUCUCUGGGAUAUUAAAUGCAUCUUUUCACUAUUUUUAUGAGUAUGUUGAUAACUUUGUGGAAAGAGAAUAAAAAGAAUUCUUAACGAAAAAGAAUUUUCAGCUGUUA